This is a messenger RNA of Meyerozyma guilliermondii ATCC 6260, 456 nucleotides long. It is a transcript of the gene YNK1, whose product is annotated as nucleoside diphosphate kinase. Bases 1 to 456 code for a protein of 151 amino acids. The transcript has a single exon. Gene Ontology annotation, biological process: GTP biosynthetic process; UTP biosynthetic process; CTP biosynthetic process. The record is from RefSeq and is a predicted model, not a curated record. Gene Ontology annotation, molecular function: nucleoside diphosphate kinase activity. NCBI's taxonomy places the organism in Eukaryota, Fungi, Ascomycota, Pichiomycetes, Serinales, Debaryomycetaceae.
AUGUCUAACGAAAGAACUUUUAUUGCUAUUAAGCCCGACGGAGUCCAAAGAGGAUUGAUCUCCUCCAUCCUCGGCAGAUUCGAGAACAGAGGCUACAAGUUGGUUGGUAUCAAGUUGGUUCAACCUACUGAGGACUUGUUGAGAACUCACUACGACGACUUGCAAUCGAAGCCUUUCUUCCCUUCGUUGUUGUCUUACAUGUUGUCGGGACCUGUCUUGGCCACUGUGUGGGAAGGUAAGGACGUUGUCAAGCAAGGUAGAGCCAUUUUGGGUGCCACCAACCCAUUGAACUCUGCUCCAGGUACCAUCAGAGCUGACUUUGCCAUUGACAUGGGUAGAAACGUGUGUCACGGAUCUGACUCUGUUGAGUCUGCCAACAAGGAGAUUGGUUUGUGGUUCAAGAAGGAGGAAUUGGUUGAGUACAAGUCAGCCAUGUUCUCGUGGAUCUAUGAGUAG